UGUUAAUUUAAAAAACUUACAUUUUUUAAUCUUUGUUUAUUAUUAAUUAAAUAGAGAUAAAAAUAGUUAUUAUAUAAUGACUAAAAUUAGAUUAAAUGUAUGAAUUAAUAUGUUAAACAAUAUUUCCAUUUCAUAUAUAGUAAAACUUGACGUCAUCAUUAAAAAUUUGAGAUAAUAUAUAAGAGACAGGGACUAGAAGCUAUGGGCGGAGUUUUGACGAAUAUUAAAGAAGGAAUUAAAAAAAUUUGGGGGGCUCGUCUUGUUUCGAGGUCCUGGAAGAUGUUCUGUAAGUCUAAGGGUAGAAAAGAAAUAGUUUUUGCCAAAGAUAUCCACAUUAGAUGGAAUACUUGCACAACGAGCUUGCACAACGAGCUUGCUAUGUACCAGGGUGUGCCAUGCGAUUACGACGACGACGACGUGGAUUUUGAUGUGCUCGGAUGGUGGAAGCGGAACGAACACAUGUUCCCAUGUCUCGGCAUGCUAGCAAGACAAGUGUUAUCCGUUCCGGUAUCAACCGUAGCAGUUGAACGAGAAUUCAGUGCUAGCGGCAACAUUCUAACCGACUUUCGAAGCUGUCUUAGCGCUGAAUCUAUUGAAACACUGCCCACAAAAAUGGCGGCGCACGGCGGCAAGAACACCUCCCCCACCACGACAAUGGCUGCCCUGUUUCUUCUCUUUUUACUCGCCUUCCUCUGUUUCUCCACCCGGACUCCCAUCUCCCCUGUUUUCCCCCAAAAUCACCAUAACAGCCAACGGGAAACCCAAUUACUCCCAGCAGCGCCGCCGCGGGAUCGGCUGGAAGAAGCUCUGGGCAGGGCGGCCACGGCGGGAACGAAGACGGUGAUCAUAACGAUUAUCAACAAGGCGUACGUGGAUCCGGUCUCCGGCGAGCCGCCGUCGAUGCUGGACCUCUUCCUCGAGGGGUUCUGGGAGGGAGAAGGGACGAGGGAGCUGGUGGACCACUUGCUGGUGGUCGCCAUGGACGACGCCGCCUACCAGCGCUGCCUUUUCCGGCGGCUGCAUUGCUACGGGCCGAUCACGACGGCGGAGGAAGGCGGCGUGGAUUUCUCCGGCGAGAAGGUUUUCAUGUCCAAGGACUUUAUCAAUAUGAUGUGGAGACGGACUCUGUUCCUGUUGGAUGUUCUCAAACAUGGUUACAACUUCAUCUUCUCGGACACAGACAUAAUUUGGUUAAGGAAUCCAUUCACAAAGCUGAGUAGCAACACAACAGAAGAUUUGCAAAUAAGCACAGACAUUUUCACAGGGGACCCUUGGUCAACUGCAAAUCCGAUUAACACGGGGUUUUACUACGUAAGAUCAAAUCCCAAAACCCUCAAGCUCUUCGAAACAUGGUAUGAGAUGAGGGAGAAAUACCCACCUCAAAUGAAAGAGCAAGACAUCUUGGCGAUCAUGAAAAGAGGUGGGAUUUUCAAGGAGAUGGGGCUGCUCGUUCGGUACUUGGACGUCACACACUUCAACGGCUUCUGCACGAAUAACAGGGAUGUGGCAGUAGUGGCAACUGUCCAUGCCAAUUGUUGCAGAGGCAUCACCGCCAAGGUUGCCGAUCUCAAAAGUGUUCUCCAAGAUUGGAAGUUUUAUAAGAAAUCUAGAGGGAACCCUGUAGAUUUCCGGUGGUCUGAACAUGUUUUUUCCGCCCCCACCACCCUUAGCGGCGGUCCGAUCCGUCUAGAUCUCCACAUGAGUCGCGGCAGCAGCCCCCCCACCCUUCUCUUUAAACCUAACCCUAUUUCAAUUCAUUCAUUAUGCCACCGCCCGCCGCCGUCGGAUCUCUUUCACAUCUCUCGUUGUACUUUUCUAGUUUUCGUUCUCGCCGAUGGCCUCGUCUUCGUCCCCAUCCUUCUCCGCCACUCCGCCGGAGAAUUCCACGGCCGUCGUCACCGUCGCCGCUUCCUCCUCCUCUCGCCGCCUCCCUCUGCCGUGUUGGUCCCACGAGGAGAGUGUAGCGCUCAUCGAUGCCUACCAGACAAAUGGUACUCCCUCCGCCGCGGUAAUCUCCGGGCCAACCACUGGCAGGAGGUCGCCGAUGAUGUCGCCGUUAGAUGCCCGGUCAAUUCGCCGAAGACCACCGUGCAGUGUCGUCACAAGAUGGAGAAGCUCAGGAAAAGGUAUCGCACCGAGAUCCAACGCGCGGCCCCUUACGGCGGCCUUCGCUCCCAACGCUAUUGCUCCUCCUGGGUUCUGUUCAAGCUUAUGGGUUCCAUGGAAUGAGGCCCUGAUGCCGAAUCUCCUCCUCCAGGGGACGAAGAACUCGAGGAUGAUGCUGAGGAUUUGAAGCAAAAUACUGUCAAACACCUUGCAGGCGAUAUGUACAGCCCGAACCAUCUGACUUCCAACAAGAGAACCAACUUUCAAGGUCCCAUGACUAAUGGAGGAACUGGUGUUUGGAUUCGAAUUCCCACACUACCCGUGAUUGGAAAAUUCGAUGAAAUAUCACCAGAAAACCCUAACCCUAACCCUACAUUUGGGUCUAGUAGCAGGAUGGUGUCUAAAGGGGAUCGUUUCGCAAAUAGGUCUGCAGAUUUUGGGAGGAAGAGGGAAGAACAGGUGGGAGAAAAUAGGAAGGGAGACCCAAUUGCUGAGAUGGUGACAACAAUUAAGUCACUUUGGGAUGGGUU
Messenger RNA from Cuscuta campestris, 2636 nucleotides. The record is from the annotation of a GenBank genome assembly. NCBI's taxonomy places the organism in Eukaryota, Viridiplantae, Streptophyta, Magnoliopsida, Solanales, Convolvulaceae.